AGGUGUACCGCGAGUGACAGAGGGGUAUGUGCAAAACUUACAUAACAUAGUCUUGUAGGCCAUAAGUGCCUUUGCACGUGGUCCUGAUGUUUAAACUUUAAUCAAUAACAAUUGGGUGUUUUUUCUUUUACAAAUAUUGGAUAAGUAUAAGCCCGAUAUAUUCCAAAACACAAAAUGAAAUUGUAAUGCUGAACAAAAAUCGCAAGCAUGCACCUUAAUUAAUUGGCCCACGGAACAAUGUUGUUCGGAUAGAACAGAAAUAAUCCAAUAACUGUUCUCCCACCCAUCACCAUAGCCCAUAGCUGAGGACUACCCUCUACCAGGGCCGUAGAUUAAUUAUGUGCACUUUUCUCCUACGCGACAAACAUAUCAGUACAACGGGUAGGUAGGCCUACUGAACUGGGCACGCAUCUCUGCGAUUUACGACACUUACAUCGUCAACGCCGCCACAUUCAACCCUGUGCCGAAAAUAUGCCUAAAAUAGCAGUUAUUGGAGGCGGUGUUGUGGGAAUGUCCACUGCAGUUAACGUGAUCGAGUCAAUUCCUGGCGCCCGAGUUACGGUGUAUGCUGAACGGCUAACCCCGGACACUACCAGCGACGGUGCAGCGGGGAUCUUCCGAGCUGACUGUCCGCCAGGAGUACCGGCUGAAAGGGCUAAGGAAUGGUUGGCUCUUUCCUUUCAACACUAUGGGUCAAUCGCCUACUCAGCAGAGGCAGCAAAAGCUGGAAUUUCUCCGCUAUCCGGGUACGAUAUUUACACUUCAGAGCAGCCUAGUUCAAUGUUGAGCCUUGAAGUUAUAUUUCAAUAUCGGUCGGUGACAAAAGAAGAACUGGCAAAGUUACCCAUGAAUUUUAGGUCUGGUUAUUUCAUGUCGACAGUUUACGUGGAAUGUCAACUGUAUCUACCCUGGCUUAUGAAAAGGUUUGCUUCUCAUGGAGGACGCAUACUCAAACAACGAGUAGAGAAUCUUGAUCAGUUCGUAGGUGAAUACGAUGUGGUCGUGAACUGUGCUGGAGGUGGGAACAAGACCCUCCUCCCAGACCCUGCCGUGUACGGAAUGCGGGGACAGUUGAUUCGAGUCCGAGCGCCGUGGGUGAAGCAGUUCUGUUAUGCAAAUAAGGGGGACCUCGGAUAUAUUAUUCCUAACACUUCUAACGUAGUUCUUGGAGGAACAAGGCAGAGGGAUAACUAUAACCUAGUGCCAAAUGAGGAUGACAAGAAAAUGAUAUGGGAAAAGUGUUGCAAAUUGCAACCGUCUCUCAGGUCGUCAGAAUGGUUGUACGACUGGGUGGGAGUACGGCCUUUUCGAGAACCACUGCGACUUGAAACAGAAACUCGAAAUGUUGGAGGCAAAGUUCAAAAGGUGGUGCACAACUACGGUCACGGUUCAGACGGGGUGGCCAUGAGCUGGGGGACUGCCGUCAAAGCUACCGAACUUGUAAGACAAACACUAGACCCCUCAUCAAAAUUAUAAAUUUCUAGCACACGCGAUGGAUUGGCAUUUUUCUUAUUGGCAAAAAGGGGAAACCAUUUUCGAUUGUAGGAAGUGAUAAAUGAAACAUGAACUAAAGGACGAGUGGCAAUGCAAUAUAGUUCAAAACUGACGGCCAUUGGUAAAAAUGUUUCACAUGGGUGGAGAAACUUACAUACAGAAUCAAUUAAAACAAAUUUCACAAUACAAUUAAAGUCCUUUGCAGUGAUUCAUUUCAAUAAAAUUGACAAUUUAUUAGCUUUACUGAUUGCCUAUUUCAUCAACUUAAUUCACUUAUACAAGCAAACACUGCCGUUAUAAGACAUGUUGAUCAAGUUAGCUUUUUUACUUAAUGCUCGAGAAUCGAUGUUCAAUAAAAUAACAAAUAAUUAAAACACCCAGAUAUAUUUUUUACUUAAAAAGGCAAAGUGUACAGUCUGUCCUUCAAAUUAAUAACAAUAUAGCACAAGAGAAUUGCGGAUAAUCAAUUUUGGCAAGGAUAAAAUCAAGUCCUAACAUUGACAAGUGUGAAAAACAUCAUGAAAUUCAAUGGUAAGAUGCUACAAACAUUAUUAUCUUUUGAUAGUAGUUAUUCAACUUUCAAACAAAAUUUAUCUUUUAAUAGCAGUUUAUUCAACUUUUGAACAAAAUCAUCAGAUUUACUGGUGAGUUAGUUUUUUGGUGUACUUUUCGGUUUUGGAAUGAGUAAAAAAAAAAUCUAAUGUUGU
Lingula anatina is the source of this 2201-nucleotide messenger RNA. Its product is annotated as D-aspartate oxidase. Gene Ontology annotation, biological process: D-amino acid catabolic process. Lineage: Eukaryota; Metazoa; Brachiopoda; Lingulata; Lingulida; Lingulidae. Gene Ontology annotation, cellular component: cytoplasm. Gene Ontology annotation, molecular function: FAD binding; D-amino-acid oxidase activity. The record is from RefSeq and is a predicted model, not a curated record.